AUGCUACUAGGUCUUCUUUUCAUCUGCGUCGCUAUUUGCGAUGCGUCACAAAAUUUCUCCAUUCCGAAUGUUGUGGCUUCCUUCUCCAGUACUCCCAAGCCAUUCAAGAUCAAUGUAGAUCCUCAAUUCAUCGAAGACACAAGACGUCGGGUCAAAGCAACAAGAGCUCCUGUGUCUAUUGGCGAGGAAGACGACGGCCCGUCGCUCGCGAACUUUACCGCCAUUAGAGACUACUGGGUCAAUGAAUACAACUGGAAGAAAACUCAAGAUUCUAUCAACCAGAGGCUUAAACAAUUUACCACUGUUGUAGAAAUUACAGACAAAAACACAACAAUUCCAGUGCCAUUGCACUUUGUUCAUCAUACUUCACCUAGAGAUGAUGCAAUUCCUCUUCUCUUCCUACACGGCUUCCCAGGCUCGUUCCUUGAGGUCAUAAAUAUCAUUGAUUCGCUGACGAGUCCUCCGAACGCAUCACUACCUGCAUUUCACGUUGUUGCUCCAUCCCUUCCAGGAUUUGGCUUUUCGCCUGCUCCUCAGCAUGCGGGUGUUGGUCCUGUGAAAUCCGCACAAGCUUUCAACGCUCUAAUGCAGAAGCUUGGGUAUCCCCAGUACGUUAUGCAGGGCGGUGAUUUUGGAGGCAUGAUUCUCCGCUACCAAGCGAACAUGUUUCCGAAAAAUGUCAUCACAGCGCACAGCAAUUUCUGGGUCAUGAUGCCUUCAGAAUACGACAUUCAGAAUCUCAUUGUAGGAGCAACAAGCGAGGAGGAGACAGCAUUCAUCACAACGUGUGAGGCAUUUGUCAACAACGAUAACGGAUUCCGGAUGAUCCAGCAAUCAAAGCCAAUCCAAGCAGCUUACGCUCUCACUGAUUCUCCAAUGGGGAACUGUCUAUGGUUAUAUACUUUGAUGCAGCUUAUUAUCGACCCCAGAGAUUUUACUUGGUCACUCGAUGAAAUUAUCACCUGGUCACUCAUGUAUUACAUACAGGGUCCUUAUGGCGGGAUGCGCAUGUAUAAGGAGAUGUUGAAUGAUGGGGCAUUCAUCGGCGUUGAUUUUGCAGAUCUUCCAAUAGUGUCGCAGCCGGUGGCAAUUAGCCAAUUUCCUUAUGACGCUCUAGGAUAUGGUUUGCCACUCGAGUGGGCAAGGCGAGGGGGGAACGUGGUGAAACGCUAUGUUCAUGAUCAUGGUGGUCAUUUUGCUGCUUAUGAAGUUCCCGAUCUUUUGCUGCCCGAUAUCUGGAGCUGGUUUGGAGAUAAGAAUACUUCGGGAACGAGUUUCUUCGAUUAG
Messenger RNA from Trichoderma gamsii, 1287 nucleotides. RefSeq lists its product as hypothetical. The record is from RefSeq and is a predicted model, not a curated record. Bases 1 to 1287 code for a protein of 428 amino acids. Gene Ontology annotation, molecular function: epoxide hydrolase activity. Lineage: Eukaryota; Fungi; Ascomycota; Sordariomycetes; Hypocreales; Hypocreaceae. Gene Ontology annotation, biological process: epoxide metabolic process. The transcript has 2 exons.